Malassezia japonica is the source of this 3978-nucleotide messenger RNA. RefSeq names its product TAT-binding protein-like protein 7, AAA ATPase (gene YTA7). The transcript is spliced from 5 exons. Gene Ontology annotation, biological process: positive regulation of transcription by RNA polymerase II. Lineage: Eukaryota; Fungi; Basidiomycota; Malasseziomycetes; Malasseziales; Malasseziaceae. Gene Ontology annotation, cellular component: nucleus. Bases 1 to 3978 code for a protein of 1325 amino acids. Gene Ontology annotation, molecular function: chromatin binding; ATP binding; histone binding. The record is from RefSeq and is a predicted model, not a curated record.
AUGGCGGCUCCGUCGCGGCGCUCGACGCGGUACGCGUCGAUGAGUGAAUCGCCCAAGCGCCCUGGGCUACGAAAACGGCCGCAAGGCUCGUUCUACUCGCAGUACUUUGCCGAAGGAGAGCUGAGCGAGGAGGACGAUGAACCCCCUCGUGACGUGCACGAGCCGUCACCGCCCCGCGUGCGCCUCACGCGCAGCGGGCGGCGCUCGACAAGCUAUGUAGAGCCGAGCUGGGAUGACGACGAAGAGUCGCCUCCUCGCCGGCGUACACGCACCUCCGCCAAGGGCCUGCGGGGCUUUGUCGCGCCGGACGACGAGGACGAAGACGAAAACGCGGACUAUGGCGAGACGGUGCGCGCACGCCGCGCGGCGGAGCGCACACAGCGCCGCGAAAAUCUAAUGAGCCUCGCCGCGUCGCGGUCGGCACGCCGCCACCGCGACUCGUCGGAGCCCGAGCUGAUGCGCUCGAGCGCUCGCCUCGCCCAGCGCGAGCGCAUGGCGUCCGAGGAACACUACUCGGAAGAGACGCCCUCCUCGGCAGAGAGCGAACACGAGCAGACGGGGCGUGCGUACAGCUUCCGCACGCGGAAAAAGAUCAACUACUCCAUGGUUGCGCCACCGCCCGAGCCGCCGCGCGACGGCUUUGGACGGCGUGUGCGCCGCGCGUCGCGCCCCUCGCGCGCGUACGAGCUGCCAGCCGCACCGCCGCACCAAGGCAUCGGCCUGCCGAGCCUGCCGUACUCGUCGCUGCCGCGGGGGCGCCGGGGAAAAGAAGGAUGGGAUGCGCUGCCGCUGACCAUGUCUGGCAAGGACUACGCCAGUGCGUUUGGCGAGGCGGACGACAGCUCGGACGACGAGCCGCCGCGCACGCUCGCUGCGCCAGUGACAGGUGGCAGCGCGCUCCUCGAAAACGGCCCUGCGCCGGCGCCGGCCGGCCUCGGGACUGCGACCGAUGCGAUGGGGCGCGUCAAGAGCGGCGGCGAUCCGCUCGCGGACGUCGAUCCUCUGGGAGUCGACAUGCAGAUCGACUUUGGGCACGUCGGCGGCCUCGAACACCACGUGCAGCAGCUCAAAGAGAUGGUCUCCCUUCCGCUGCUGUACCCCGAGCUGUUCCAGCGCUUUGGCGUCACGCCGCCGCGUGGCGUGCUCUUCCACGGCCCCCCGGGAACAGGCAAGACGCUCGUCGCGCGUGCGCUUGCGGCAAGCUGCUCGACGUCCGGCCAGAAAAUCAGCUUCUUUAUGCGCAAAGGUGCCGACUGCCUGUCCAAGUGGGUUGGUGAGGCGGAGCGCCAGCUGCGUCUGCUCUUUGAAGAGGCCAAGAAUGCACAGCCGAGCAUCAUCUUUUUCGACGAGAUCGACGGCCUGGCGCCGGUGCGGUCGAGCAAGCAGGACCAGAUCCACGCAAGCAUCGUAAGCACGCUGCUUGCGCUUAUGGACGGCAUGGACGGGCGUGGGCAAGUCGUCGUGAUCGGCGCGACCAACCGCCCCGACUCGGUAGAUCCCGCAUUGCGGCGCCCCGGCCGCUUUGACCGCGAAUUCUACUUUCCACUGCCGACCAAAGAGGCGCGCCUCAGCAUCCUCUCGAUCCACACGCGCAACUGGGAGCCCCCGAUCACCGAUGAGCUCAAAGAGGUGCUGGCCGGUGCGACGAACGGCUUUGGCGGUGCCGAUCUUCGUGCAUUGUGCACAGAGGCGACGCUCAACGCCAUUCAGCGGCGCUAUCCCCAGAUUUAUAGUUCGUCGGAGCGCCUGCUCCUCGACCCGGCGUCGGUCGAGGUGGGCGGCCGCGACUUUUUGCUUGCGCUCGAGAAAAUGGUGCCGUCGUCUGCACGUUCUGCCAGCACCGCGGCCACGCCGCUGCCGGCGCACCUCGUGCCGCUGCUCGGCAGCGUCGUCGAUGCGGCGCACAAUGUAUGCCGCCGCAUCCUUCCCCAAAAGGACAAGCGCUCGGCGCUCGAAGAGGCGCUUUGGGAAGUCGACCCUACAGCGCUCGGCGCCAUGCCCUCGAUCGCUGCCGAGUCGCCGGCAGGUGCACUAGAGCGCGAGCUCCUGCAGCAAUCGUUUGAAAAGGCGCGAGUGUACCGCCCUCGCCUCCUUCUCCAUGGGCCGGCUGGCAUGGGCCAGGCGACGGCUGCUGCCGCGCUGCUGCACCGCCUCGAAGGAUACAACGUCCAGACGAUUGCGGUUGCGUCGCUUUUGGGCGACAGCAGCCAGACGCCCGAGUCGUCGCUCGUGCAGCAGUUUAACGAGGCACGCCGCCUCAAGCCGAGCGUCCUGCUCGUGCCCGAGCUCGACCGCUGGCCCGUGCUUCUGUCCGAGAGUGUGCGCGAAGCGUUCUGUGCGCUGCUCGACACGCUCAAGCCCGAGGAUCCCGUGAUGCUGCUCGGCGUCGCGAGCGUGCCGUUUGACGAGCUCCCGAGCGAGAUCCGCGCGUGGUUCGGCAUCCUGCCGCUCCACCGCGUUGCGAUUCCGACGCCGUCCGAGGACGCGCGCGCCGCGUACCUCGGCGACAUUGCGCGCCAGGCCGCUCGGCCGCCGUCGCAGUUUGCCGACGGUCUGCCGCGGCGCAGGCGUGUGCUGGACGAGCUGCCAAAAGCACCGCCGCAGCCGCCGCGCCAGCCGACGCAGCUCGAGUUGAGCCAGCAGACGGAAAGCGACGCGCGGCUGCUCGAGCACCUCAAGUUCCGCCUCGGCCCUGUGCUUGCCGAGCUGCGCAAAAAGUUUAAAAAGUUUACGCGCGACGUCUGGGACGAGUACAAUCUUCGCGAGCUUAUGGCGCAGUUUGACUGGCGCCGCGAAAAAGGCAAGGUGAUUGUCACGCUGCGCUACGACAAGUCCGACCAGCUCGUCGGCGCGUCGUCCGACGAGGGUGAGAACGAUGUGCCGGCGGACGUUGGCGGUAGCGACGAGGGCGCAGACGAGGACGCAGACGAGGACGCAGACGAGGACGCAGACGAGGACGCAGACGAGGGUGCGGACGAGGAUGCGGAUGCCGGUGCGGACGAGGCCCCCGAUGCAGCUAUCGAUGAGCCGGUGGUCGUGCCGGCAGACGCGCCGGCGGACGCGCUCGAUGCGCCUGUCGAGGCGCCUGUCGCGGAACCUGCCGAAUCCCACACGGCCGACACCGACAUGGCGCCCGUGCACGAGGCGCCUGCCCCCACCGCUUCUGCCGAGGCGCCUCCUGCCGAGGCCAACGACGACUCACCGUAUAUCCUGCGCGACUUUACCAUUUAUACCAUGACGUUGGAAAAGAUGCAAAAGCGUCUGUACUACAACGGCUACCUUACGUGCGAUGCGUUCAUGGACGAUAUCAACAAGAUCGUGUCGAAUGCCGAGGAGGCACGCGAGGUCGAUGCGGACCGCGUGUUCCGUGCACGCCAGAUGCAGAACCUCGCGACGAUCCUCCUAGACCAGUACAUUGAUGCGCCGUUCCGCGCCGAGUGCGAGCGCAUGGCGCAGCGUGUACUUGCACGUGAAGAAGAGGCGAGGCGCACCGCCGAGCUCCAAAAGGCCGGCGAGGUGCACUCGCGGCGCCCCAAUGGGCAGCGCUACAGUGCACGCAAGCAAGGCGAGGCGCCCGGCCCCAACGACCUCGUGGACGUCUCGACGAUUGAGCGUGCACACAAACGCGUGCGCUCCACGUCUGCGCCUGCCGACGCACCCGACGAGCCGGAGGAAGAGGCGCCGAAGCGGCCGCGCACCGACGACGAGCCGGUGGCGGACGCGGUACCGCCCCCCGUCCCUCCGGCGGCGCCAGCGCUGCCUGACAUGUUGCUCUCCACCACGGCACAGGACGAGCUCGUGGCGAUGCUUGUGCGUACUACGAAUGGCUUUUCUAUCGAGCAACUCGAGCAGACCCGCGCCGCGUGCUACGACGCGAUCCUCGCCCACCGCACCGCGUGGGACCGCCAGCCGCUCCUCGCGGAGCUCCACACGGUUGCCCACGCGCUCCACGAAGCGGUGCACGGUCGUAGCGCAUAG